Molecule: messenger RNA, 6838 nt
Organism: Vespa velutina
Lineage: Eukaryota; Metazoa; Arthropoda; Insecta; Hymenoptera; Vespidae
Product: C-Maf-inducing protein-like
Exons: 11
Coding region: 1537-4626 (1029 amino acids)
Source: RefSeq, a predicted model, not a curated record
UUAUUAUUAUUAUAUUUUUUAAAUCAAUAAUAUCGAAAAUAUUUAUAGAGAAUGAGUUAGUCAGUUUUUAUUUUAUUCAUGUACUCGUUAGAAAAUUUUUUCUUAUUUAUUCGUCAAAUGUAAAACAUGUCUCUUUUACUUAUAAUUUGAAAAAGACAUGGACAGUGUAAAUCUGUGAUUGAUAAUAAUGAAAAAGAUAUGUGUAUCGUGAAUUACUUGAUUAGUAACUGGUAAACAACACAGUGUAUAUGAGAGAGCCUUUUGUUUAGUUAUUAUAUUUAUUGAGAUUGAGAGAGAGAGGGAAAGAGAGAAAGAGAGAUAGACAGAUUCACAUCUUAUAUUUUCUUAUUAGUAUCUCUCUCCCUCUCUUUCUCUCUCUCUCUCUCUCUCUCGUUUUCUUAUUCUUAGAGUAGUCGUCUUCUAGACGUCAAAGAAAACGCUCGGAACGUGCGUUAGACUCUUGCUUAUAAAUACAUACACUCGUUCGUUUCAAUAGCCGCUUGCGACGGCCACGUUUGACGUAAUAACACGAGAGAGUUCGCAGUAGCGAUCGAUCGAGGAGAGAGCGUGGAAUAAGAAAAACGAGCUGAGAAAAACGUAGUAACUACUACUACUUUGUCGUUUGCUUUGUUUAAUAAAAUCAUUAAAAAAUAUAAGGGGAAGAAGAAGAAGAAGAAGAAGAAUAUUUCUGCUGUAUAAAAAAAAAAAAAAAAAAAAAAAAAAAAAAAAACAAAAAAAGAAAAUAAAAUAAAAAAAUAAAAACAAUAAAAAAGAUAAAAUAAAAGAAUUAAUGGGCAGAUAUUACAACCGGAAGCAAAGAUUAUUUUCUAGAGAAGAAGAAAGGUCGUUCCUUUUGUGUGCGUGCGUGUGUGUGCGUGUGUAUGUGUGGUAUGUGUUUGUGAUCGCAUUAGUAAUAUACGUACAUAUAAUAUAUCAAGGUGUAUAUAUAUAUUAAUAUUAAAAGAAAGGGGAGGGGGUAAGAAAGGAGAGCGCCUGCUCGUCACACUCUCGUCGAGUUCGCCAUUGUCGAGUUCAACGUCGUCGAGAGUUCGUCGUCCUUUCGAAGAAGGUCCAACUCGAGGAAGAUUUAAUACUAGAAGAAAAGAAGAAAGGAAGAAAAAAAGAAAGCAAUUUUUUGUCAUCGUUUAUGAUUUUUCUUAAUCUUUUUAAGAAGAAUAAGAAGAAAAAAUGAAGAGGAAGUAGUGAUUUUGAUUGUGAACAUUUGCAAGAUAUUCAAGACAUUUAAGUCGAUCUCUUUUCUAUCUUAUCGUAUUACUUGGUCCAUCAGUCUCUUUUACUUUUGGCUACUUCCCUAUCUCUUUUUGAUAUAUACCUGAUGUAAUAAAAAAGAGAGAAGGCAUUAUCAGUUAUCAAGAAGCGAAAUGUGUCGGGAUUGGUUUCAACGCGUUCGACAAAAAUUCUACUUCCGUCUUAAGAAUUUGGAGGAACGCUGAAAGAAAGAAAGAAAGAAAGGAAGGAAGUGAAGGGAUAGAGAAUCGAAGAAGAAGAAGAAGAAGAAGAAAAAAGGAAGAAGAAAUGUUUGGCUUUCAGAGUCCAUUCACGAGAACAUCUCGCGGGAUAAAUUCCACGUCGGCUUUAAAUUCAAAAACAAAGAAAAAUAAAGAAUCGCCGAAGAGAAGAGGUUCGGAAGCAACCAGUGAAGGAUCUGGAUCAUCGUCGAUCAGAUACAUCGAUCAAGAGGCUUCGGUAUCGGAAGGUAGUAGUACCGACACGUUACCAGGGAUUAGGAUCGAUUAUUUGGACGUUGAUCCUUUGUCACCUGAACCAAGAGAUUCAUUGACCUCGCCUACCGAUGUAACCGUACAUUUAAAUGGUAUCGACGUUCUCAAGGAUAACUCUUCAGCUAAUUGUUCGUCACCGUCAUCUGGCAAUGGCAAUUUAACCGCCAAUAAUAUUACAAAUAAUACCGAAUUAUCAUCGUCAACAUCAAGGUCAACGUCCUCGUCGUCAUCCUUAUCACCGGGUGCUGUCGAAACGAGAAACGAUCCUUUAACGACUAGAUUUUCUUCUACGGACGAUGGAAAGACCGAAACCGAAGAAGAAGAUGGUGCCGCCGAAGGUGCUUCUUCCAGAGUAUCCCUUCUCUCUCCGAUAAACGUGACCAAUCGUUCUACGAGCGAUGAUUUACUUUCUAUUGAAAAUGGAUUCGAUGCUAGCGAAGAGGAGGAAGAGGAAGAUGACGAUUACGAGGAAGAGGAUAACGCUGAAACCGAAGAAGCUUCCUCGUUACCUUCCAGUCCCGCUGCUGCAUCGAAAGUUGUUUUAACAUCGUCGAGUACCGUUCCUUAUUACGAAUUUCUUUCUGUUAAUGGUUGUACAAUCAGACAAGAAACAACCAGUACAAGUUCGCCACAGCUUUCAACCGGACUUUGUGUUCCCACGACGAGAUCGUCCAGUUGCGAAUCGGCUACCAGCGAUAAUACCAGAGAUCCCUUCGACGAUAAUUCUUUAAGCGCUUGUUAUUCCAUGCUCGACGAUAAUUCUAUGGAGGUUGAUUCUAUAAUCAAUUCAUGUCCAGUUACUAUUAGUUUAACUCCACCCAAAGUACCUGCUGCUCGUUCUUGUAAUAUUUUAGAAAGACUUUUAGAAGACAUUUAUACCAUCGGUACUCCUGAACCUUUAGCCGGAUACGGUCCUAGAUUUAAACUUUUGGAAGAGGGAGACGUUCAAGUUUAUUAUUUCGAUCAUGACGAUCGUACACUCGUCAGGAAGAUCAUGUUCAUUAAAUUUUUACGACGUUGGGAAACUCAUCAUAUUUAUUUGAACGACGAUUGCUUAUCCUCGAAAACGGCUACUGGUUUCUUACAACAACCAAUUCCAUAUAGCAGUUUUUAUGUUGAAAAGUACGCCGUCGGUAGAUUGGGUACAACGUAUAAAAGUUGCUUAAGAAUAUAUUUAGGUAAUGGCUCAUUGUUAUUGCAAGCAAAUGAUUCUUAUACGAGGGACCAGUGGUAUCAUUCUAUAAAUUGGAAGAAAAGUCUCUUCCAAUUUAAACACAAAGCAUCAGUGAGCACAAAAAACGUUGUCCUACGUGAAUUACGUUUAAUGGUAGAAUUCGCAUUGUCUACGCCGCUUCAGGAUGAAAGAGUAGCUUGUGCAGCCAUGGAAGCCGUAGCAAAAUUAUUAGAGGCACCUUGGGGUUCUAAAUCAUUGAUAGAGCAAGAUGAUGAGGAAAAAGAGAAAAUAGAAGUGACAAAAGAAGAGGAAGGAAGUUGGGCUCUGUUCAUUUUGCCAGUUGCUGCGCCACUCCUCGAAAAAGCUGCUCCACCUGCUGCAUUAGCUCGUGUAUUAGCUAGAUUAGUUCGACAACAUCCUAAAUUUCGUUUAGUAAAGUACCUUGCUCCGGCUAUCACCAGGUGCCUCAAACAUACCGUUGAUUUUGGCAAGUCUCCUGAUAUGAGAAAACUCUUGCAAGUUUUUGUUGCCGCUCUAUACGAUAGUAACGAGGGUAACGAUGGUGAAAGAGCGAUCAGGGAAUAUAUUGCUUCCGUUCAUGGACCUGGAAGUGAUUGUCCUCAUCCAAGAGUAUUACCAAACUUGGUCUCAGUCUGUGUUGCAGCUAUAUUUCAUAGAUUCGAAGAUGGCAAUUGUGGUGGUUCAAAUGGAGGCGAGGAUAAACCAUCGACAUUACCACCUCUUGAUUGUUACCUUUUAGUUUUAAAUGUUGCAUCAGAAUAUGCCGACUGGAGACCAGGUUUAGCUGGUUUGUUACAACCAGUACCAUUUCCUGAAGAAGCUCUUACCGUUAAAGAAGUACAAAAAUCGAUUCUUGCUCGUGCUAUUCGACGUUUGGCUAAGGAUUCGAGAUGCGCGGUUCAUCAAGUUCUCCUUCCAGUCAGAGAACCGCGUCCAGGUUGGCUUCACAUAGCUGCACCAUCCAGUCCUGCUUGUCCUGAUCGUGGCGAACUAUUUGGCGAAAUGCUGACUACACUUCUGGCAUGCUGUUGUCGAAGAAAAAGAUUUGUCGGCUCGUUGAUGAAACAAGCUAAAGACGAUUGUAUUCUCCUUGCUGUCAGAGGAUGCGGUGCUGCCCAAGAAGCACUAUGCCUUAUGCUCGAGUGGCGUCUACUGCCAAACGAAGAAGCUAGGCUUCAGAUAGUCAAUGCCCUCGAAUCUACUCCUUCUGGUAAAACCCGUUACGCUGCACUCUGCCAGAGACAAAGGAAUUUACAAGAAUUGCAACAAAAAGGUGGUCCAAGAAAAUUGACACUUCCAGUACGGGCAACAGACGCCGACGUUGCCCUCCUACUUGGUGGACGUGCUUUAGGUAAUUUAGAGUGUCUCAGUUUAGCCUUUACAUCUGUUACAUCCGCCUGUGCCGAACAGUUGAUUAAAUUACCAGCGUUGAGGUAUUUAAAUCUCUGGGCUACUCAAUUUGGAGACGCUGGCUUGCAAAUGAUCAGCGAACAUUUGCAAAAAUUGCAAGUAUUAAAUCUCUGUGAAACACCAGUUUCGGAUAAAGGCAUCUCUACUUUAGCUUCCCUGACAAAUUUAAGAAAGUUAAAUUUGAAUAGUACCAAACUCUCGGCUCAGACUUUCGAAUCAUUGAAGAAAAGAUUACCGGCAUUGCAAGAAUUUGAUGUUCGUUAUACGGAAGCUUGGUGACCAGAACCUAUAUCGAGCCGGAACCAUUAAAAGACAUCAGUUUGUUCAGGAUGAAGAAACAUCGUAAAAAAUGUUAAAUACGUUAGUUCGACGAAUAGAGAAAAAGGUUCAUUUUCACUUAGAUAUUAAUCCAUAAAAUUCGCAUUUUUCUCUUUAUCUAUCUUUCUCUAUCUCUCGACGUUCUCGAAAUCAUCUUAUUUCAAACUUUUGCAUUCAUUCGUCAUAUGUAUUUCCCCUUUUGUAAAAACUCUAACGCAUAAUGUUAUAUACUCUCUUGAUCGAUAAGAUCGAUCUUGGAGAAGAUCCUUCUUUUAUUUGUCAAAGAUAAAAAUACAUACGCACGAAUAUGAAAUAAUUGUUGUUAAAAGAAGCCAUUUAAAAAGGGGGUCAACUUCUCUCUGUGUCUUUUAAAUCUUACAUAUCACAGCUGCCGUUUCCAUGUUAUUAAAUGCCAAGAAGAGAGAGAGAGAGAGAGAGAGAGAGAGAGAGAGAGAGAGAGAGAGAGAGAGAGAGAGAGAGAGAGAGAGAGAGAACAACAAACGUGUGGUGAUAAACUUUCCAAUUCUUCUUCCGCGAGUAAUAUAAUAAUAAUGAUAAUAAUAAUAACAAACGAUAAUAAAAUAAAUUACGUCUUUAAAUUGGAAAAUUUCCUACAAGGAUAACUAUCUUAUAUAUAUAUAUAUAUAUAUAUACAUAUACAUAUAUAUAUAUAAUAUAUAUAUAUAAAAAUGUAUAUUUUUUUUUCGUUUUUUUUUCCCCUCUAAUUCAAAGACACUUCUCCAGCGAGAGAAAAGAAUUUAACAGGCGAAUCUAGAGGAGCGUCGAUCGCUACGUUCAAAAACGUGAAUAAAUAAUUAAAUAAAUAAAUGUAUACUUUGAGUGAUAUUGUGAAUAAUCAUGGAAAUUGUCUAAGAUGAUAAUGAGAAAUAAUUGUUGAUGAGAAAGAUCUAAAAAGAAAAGAAAAAAAAAAAAAAAAACUAGAAAAACGAGACUCUUCUUUCCCAUGAAGGGUGGCCCAACUGCCUUAAUCAGCCAGUUCUUAGCAACCACUGCCACGAUGCUACUCUAAUCGAGUGAAGUCAAGUCAAGUGAAGUUAUGUCAAGUCAAGCCAAGUCAAGUCAAGUCAAGUCAGAGUCGAAUCGAGUUGAGCCGUAAAUAAUCUUCGCAACAAGAGAAUAAGAUUGCAUAAUUUUUCUCCGUCUCUGUUGUAUAUACCACAGAGUUAUGUGAAAACUUUACGAACAGAUACAUACAUACAUAAAUCAUACAUAUAGUGUAUAUAUAUAUAUAUAUAUAUACAUAUAUGUGUAAUAUGAUAUAAUAUAAGCUACUACGUUCGAUGCUUCUCCGAGGAAAAAAAUAUACUUGAUUAAAAUUACACGUUAACUCGGAGACCAGAUGUAAUCUUUGUUUCUUAGUGUAAAUAGUUAAGUAAUAAGGCAUAAAGACUAAUAUCUUUGUCCUUAAUGAUUAAACGUAGAUUUUUAAUAAUUUAUUGUUUUAGCUAGGAGAAUUUUUCUGCAAAUUUAUUAUUGUUAUUAUUAUUAAUUGUAUCCAUUUACCUAAUCUAUUUAAUAAUUACUUAAUUAUCUACCUAAACUACCGAUCGAUUUGAUAUCGAUCGGUAAUGUAAUAUGCUAUAAUAAUAAUAAUAAGCACCUAUUCGAACUUGUAUCGACACGAAAAUACAUUGGAAUUAAUAAUAGUCGAAGAGAAAAAAGUUGGUAACUUUUAUUCAAAUGAUUUAGACAAAUUUUUAAUUAGAAUCUGAAUUAAAACGAGUUAUCCAAUGGCAAAAUGAUCAGUCCAUCUUAUUGGAUUUGCAAUAUUUAUUAUCGUCAAAGGUAUAAUGAACGAACGAAAGAAUCUUUUAUUCUUUCUCUUAGAAAAUAAAAUAAUACGCGAGAACGAUCGAUCGAUCAAACGAAUCUCUUAUUUUAAUCAUUCUAAUACUAUAUAUAAAUAUAUACUAUAGUUGAUCUUUCUAAUUAAUGAACGACAAUGGUUACCUCUGUAAUUUCGUUUCGAAAAGCAUUGUGAGAAAGCUGCAUUGGGAGCAAGCAUUGUAAGAAGACUGUUUAUGUCAAUUUCAAUCUCAAUAAGAAAUUAUCGAAUUAGGAUGUGCCGUGAUGAUGAUUAUUAUUAUUAAUUCAUCGAUUUAAUGGCAAAUAAUAAAAUUUCAAUUUAAUACACCUCGAUCAUGAAAAAGAA